UAUUAGGAGACUGGAUGGUGAGGACCACUUGGGUUUUCUGCGGAAGCACCCUGGCUCGCAGCUUGAACCCAUAGGUAGAGGUUCUUAAAGAGAAACAGUUAAAAAUCACUCACCAAGAAGUGUGUUUGCCCCAGGUGAACCUGACAACAAAGUAACUGUAGGCUUAGGCUCCUCGACUAGGGGUAUAAAACUCGGAAACCAUUUUUUUUUUUAAAGCGUUCGCUCAUUGAGCAGGGAGGUGUACCACCCCCAGAGGGAUGGAGUGCUGACAGUGUCCGGUCAAGGCUCAGGGGGGACCGUGCAGAAGGAGCAUGGUGUCUCUCUCUCCUUAGGGCCAGGGCACUGGGGACCGCAGGGGGCGGAAUUCACUUAUAAAGGCCCACACGCUACCUUGUGGCCUUCUUAUUUAAUUAGCUACAAUUAAGACCCUACUUCCAUGGACUGCUGUUGGCUAAGAACAAUGAUCUGGGCUGAGGUGUAAGAACACGACCCAUCUAAUGUCGGUCUGGGGGCUGUGCCCUAUUUCUGGGGUGGGACAGUAGGGUUCUCAGCAAUUCCAUUUGCAGAUGCAGAGAACCUAACAGCCCGUCGUCUUCUGAGUCGGCCCAUCAUGUGAAUGAGUCAGUGAGGUACUGAGGCAUUGACAUUUUCAUGUUCUUGCCUCUUAACCUCUCCUGGGCCUUAUGUUUCUACCCCUCCUGGCCCUCUCGGGAUGUACAGCCAUUGGUAGGGCUCUGCCGAGGGCUCUUUCUGAUAAGCAAGCCAGCCAGUUACGUCUUCCACGCCCCCGUGUCUUCAGAUGCGUCUUUAACACAAUUCCCUCCAGUUGUCCUCUUCCAGGCUUGGAGGUUUUUGUUUUUCUGAGCCCUGGGUAAUAGAGAUGGUCUUAUACAAAUGGAGGGCUUUCGGUUUUUAAAGACCUCAAAAGCAUCCGUCUUGAGAGGUCCAGCCCAGGGUCUAGUGAGAACUGCAGAUCCUAUUGUAUGCUGGGGCUCAGCCGAGUCCCCUGGUCUAAGCAGAUCUCAUUCCCGAAACCUCCAGCUUUGCUCACGCGCGCUAGAAUCCAGCUGGGCCACUUGUCUGUCAGUGCUUGGCGUGGGUAACUGGGCACCGGGCCACCGUCCUCCUCCUCCUCCUCCUCCUCCUCCUCCUCGGCGAGUCUGUUCAUCUGCCUUUAGGGCCUGGACCUCAUGAGCUGGAAGACACAGUCAGCAGAGGUUUAGACCAAAUGGGACUCUCCUCUCAAACCUGGAAUGACCUGGCUCAGUGUGUGGGUGAUUUAGACUCAACAACAGCCCGAGGCGUGCUGUCCUAGCUGUUUAGGCCAUACCUGCCUCUGGGGAGCAGGGGCUCCAUUCAGCCCAGUCUGGCUGGCAUCUUUCAUCCCGUUGUGCAGUGAAGCAGCCUUUCCUCCUGCUUGGGCAGGGAGGGGACACCUCCGUGGGGUGUCCAGCAUGAGCUCCUGAGCUCAGCAUUCACACUGACUCCUGUCCAUGUCCGCAGUGGCUGGCACACUCGGCAGGCAAACGCUUCGAGACCAUUGAUCCAAGUCCCUUUACCUCCCCGUGACAGAGCACUCUUUGCACGGACGUCCCUCACUGUCACAGCUCACGCUCUUCCCAGCCUUGAUCCUGCGCCAGGCCUGGGUGUACUUGGAAUGACCCCAGUUUCACACACAAGGAAACUAAGGCUCAGAGAAGUUGAGUAACUUGUCCGAGACGGCGCAGCUCCUGAGUAACGGAGCUCACAUCCCGACCCAGCUCUGCUGACUCCAGAACCCGAGGUGCUCCUUACAGCCCCUGCAGACCGAAUGUUUGAGUCCCUCCCGUCAAGUUUACGUGUUACAACGUGAACCCCAGGGUGAUGGUAUUUGGAGGGGAGGCCUUUGGGAGGUGACUAGAUGGGGGGAUUAGUGGCCUGAUAAAGGGGACCCCAGAGAGUUUUCUCACCCCUCCACCACGUAAAGACCCAGCAGGAAGACCUCAUCCGUGAACCCAGAAGCAGCUCCCACACGACACCGAAUCUGCCAGCGCCUUGACCUUGGGCUUCCAGCCUCCAGAACGUGAGAAAUAAGUGUUUGCUGUGUAAGCCUCCCCCUAGACCCCCCAGUCUGUGGUAUUUUGGUAUAGCAGCCUGAAUGGAUUAAGAUAACUCCCCCAGUAGAGUUUAACUCCUUAUCCUCCCGGAAACAAAUAGAAUAAGGCAAACUUCUUGUAUAAAAAUGUCUAUAGUUUUCCAUGAAGUUUUGACAAAAUUGCCACGAAUACAGUUUGGCUGAGUUAGUUAAACUCCCAAGGGCAGACUCCGGGCAUACUUUAGGACCUGUGCCAAAGCGUGACUGACUUUCGUGCACAUCAUCAUUUUGCCUUUCCAGGGAUUAGAAGCUGCCAUCCGAAGGUGUUCAGAGGACCACCGGUUGAUGUCCUGGUUUCUCAAGAUGGCACUCCGUCCUGUACUUAUAUGGAAUCCCUGAGGAGAAGUUGUGUGGCGAAAACCCAGAUACCAGGGAACCAGAGGCCGGACGAACCCCAGCUGGGGAGAGCCAUCUGUCUCCUCCCAUCAGUCUCAGAGAAGCCCGACUCACGUAAUCCCUCUGAGUUUAGAUCCAAGAACUGGCUGAACCAAGUAUGGCAGGAGCCAUGGGGGAGGUGAUAGAAUGUUCUCACACAAGAACAGUCAGGGAGGAAAACUCCAGUGCUCUCCUCUGAGUGAACUCGCGAGCAGGCCCAGGAACCCACCAUAUCCCCCUCCUCACCGGGCUGACAGCCACAGCACCAGAACAGGAGUCCUAAUCUGACGGCCCACAUUGCGAAAGUCACCAGGCCACCUUCCAAGGGACUCUGCCCUCUGAUGACGAGCUGGUCGUUACUUCGCACCUGGCAUCCCCUCCGCAGUCACCGGGCUCCUCACAGCCACCCUGUGCGGCGGGGCUGAUUAGCCCCAUCCUGCGGACGGGACGGGGGCUGGCGCUCUGGACCAGGCCACCCACCCUGCGCUGCCUCUCUGUUCACUCAGCAUGCCACGUCUCUACAAGCCACAAGUGGGGAAACAGCCCAGACGGGGCAGCCUCGCUGUCUUCUGUCACUAGGCGCCUCCAUUUCCCUCCCCUUCACGGAGAAAGCAGCCCCUGAGACCAGGUACUUUCUGCACGGCCACUUGGGGGAGUAUCGCCCCUUUUCCUCAGAGCUGCUGAACUGUGUGGUCUGUACGGCUUCCUCCUGUACUGAAUUCUUCCCACCUGCCAGGGGCACGACUCCUAGUGGGAACUUGCAAGGCACCCUGCGGAUUCUGCACCCCGGGCUCCUCCUGACGCUUACUCCUGUAGAUUUCCAGAGAAGGAAGAGGGUGCUAUGAGUCAAUGGCAGCAGAGGAGGAUUUUCCAGAAAGGAGAAUUGACAACCGGUCUUUGGAGAAUGAGCCGCCCGGAGAAGGAAAGCUCGCCAGAUGCAGACUCGGAGGCAACGGGAAGCGAAGUGACUUUCCCAGGUCACAUGACCCGUGUGAGCGGCGAAGUCGGGCUUGGAACCCAGGUCAUCGGGCUGACCGCAACUGCCUCCGACUGGCUCAGCGCUUCCCUAGCGCCCCGCCGGACACACAGCGCCCCCCCUCGGUUAGCCCUUAGUACUGACGGGGUAGCUCCAGGGCUGCGCAGACGUGGGAGCGAGCCUUCCCGAUACGCGCACGAUAUUUACAAGGUUCGCCGCGUGGGGGUGGGGGAGCCGGUGCCCCCCCACGCAGGCUCUCCGAACAUCUUGCACAAAAGAAUCUCCUCAGACCAGAUCGAGCAGCUCCACCGGAGGUUUAAGCAGCUAAGUGGAGACCAGCCCACCAUUCGCAAGGAGAACUUCAACAACGUCCCUGACCUGGAGCUCAACCCAAUCCGAUCCAAAAUCAUCCGUGCCUUCUUCGACAACAGCCGGACCGGUGGCCUGGCCUCCGUGGGCCCCAGUGGCCUGGCCUCCGUGGGCCCCAGUGGCCUGGCCUCCGUGGGCCCCAGUGGCCUGGCCUCCGUGGGCCCCAGUGGCCUGGCCUCCAUGGGCCCCAGUGGCCUUCUGUCUAAAAUGGGG
This is a messenger RNA of Leptonychotes weddellii (Weddell seal), 4067 nucleotides long. NCBI's taxonomy places the organism in Eukaryota, Metazoa, Chordata, Mammalia, Carnivora, Phocidae. The record is from RefSeq and is a predicted model, not a curated record.